This is a messenger RNA of Ochotona curzoniae (black-lipped pika), 2622 nucleotides long. RefSeq names its product diacylglycerol kinase gamma (gene DGKG). The record is from RefSeq and is a predicted model, not a curated record. The coding region runs from base 201 to 2576 and encodes 791 amino acids. The transcript has 24 exons. Gene Ontology annotation, biological process: diacylglycerol metabolic process; lipid phosphorylation; intracellular signal transduction. Lineage: Eukaryota; Metazoa; Chordata; Mammalia; Lagomorpha; Ochotonidae. Gene Ontology annotation, cellular component: plasma membrane. Gene Ontology annotation, molecular function: ATP-dependent diacylglycerol kinase activity; calcium ion binding.
CAGAAAGGAAAAUGUUGCCUGAGGAAUAGACCAAGUGUGUACUCACCUGUUGCUGCCAAGGACUUGUGGGGGCUCUGAGAAAUCUCCUGACAGUGUAGCCACUGUAUAUUUGCAAUGAGCCAGAGCCUAGUCUGGGCUUCCCCGUGAUAAACAGAACUCCAGCCCUGGCCGAGGCUUUCAGCCCCUAACCAAGUGCAAAUAUGAGUGAAGAACUGUGGGUCUCUCUCACUGCAGAAGAAUUUGACCAGCUCCAGAAGUACUCUGAGUAUUCCUCCAAGAAGAUUAAGGAUGUCUUGGCUGAAUUUAAUGAAGGUGGAAGCCUCAAACAAUAUGACCCACGCGAGCCAAUUAGCUAUGAUGUCUUCAAGCUGUUCAUGAGAUCAUACCUGGAGGUGGAUCUUCCUCAGCCGCUGAGCACACAUCUCUUCCUGGCCUUCAGCCAGAAGCCCAGGCAGGAGAACCCAGACAACCCCAAGGAGGGGACCAGCAGUCGUGAGCCCAAUGUUUCAGAUUCUGAUAUAUACAACGUAGAUAAUGCUGCCAAAGCAGAUGAGGCCUGUGCCCCUGAUGCUGAACCCAAGAUGGCUGGGAAGCAAGCCCCAGCUGACGACCAGGUGCCUGCGACCUCACUGGGAGCCCCUGCCAUUCAGUCUUCAAGCUCAGAAUUGCCCACUGUGUUCCUGAAAGAUGUGGUAUGUUACCUGUCCUUGCUGGAGACAGGAAGACCUCAGGAUAAACUGGAGUUCAUGUUUCGACUCUAUGAUUCGGAUGAGAAUGGCCUCCUGGACCAAGCGGAGAUGGAUUGCAUUGUCAACCAAAUGCUCCAUGUUGCUCAGUACCUGGAGUGGGAUCCUACGGAGCUAAGGCCUAUACUGAAGGAGAUGCUGCAAGGGAUGGACUACGACCGGGAUGGCUUUGUGUCUCUGCAGGAGUGGGUCCAUGGAGGGAUGACCACCAUCCCGCUGCUGGUCCUCCUGGGAAUGGAUGACUCUGGCUCCAAAGGGGAUGGGAGGCACGCCUGGACCAUGAAGCAUUUCAAGAAGCCAACCUACUGCAACUUGUGCCACGUCAUGCUCAUGGGUGUGCGGAAGCAAGGCCUCUGCUGCAUUUACUGUAAAUACACUGUCCAUGAACGCUGUGUCUCCAAAAACAUCCCUGCGUGUGUCAAAACCUUCUCAAAAACCAAAAAGGGAGGAGAGGUGAUGCAGCACGCAUGGGUGGAAGGGAACUCCUCCGUCAAGUGUGACCGGUGCCACAAAAGUAUCAAGUGUUACCAGAGUGUCACCGCGCGGCACUGCGUUUGGUGCCGGAUGACGUUUCACCGCAAGUGUGAGUUAUCUACGGUGUGUGAUGGAGGGGAACUCAGAGACCAUAUUUUGCUGCCCACCUCAAUAUGCCCUGUCACCCGGGAAAGACAAGGUGGAAAGUCAGAUGGCAGCGUAUCCACCAAGGGCGAACUUGUAACCCAGUACAAGAUCAUCCCUACCCCAGGAACACACCCCCUACUGGUCUUAGUGAACCCCAAGAGUGGGGGAAGACAAGGAGAAAGAAUUCUCCGGAAAUUCCACUAUCUGCUCAACCCCAAACAAGUUUUCAAUCUGGACAACGGGGGACCCACUCCAGGAUUGAACUUUUUCCGAGAUACUCCCGACUUCCGUGUUUUGGCCUGCGGUGGAGACGGGACAGUUGGCUGGAUUUUGGAUUGCAUUGACAAGGCCAACUUGACAAAGCAUCCGCCAGUGGCUGUCCUCCCUCUUGGAACCGGAAAUGACCUUGCCCGGUGUCUCCGCUGGGGAGGAGGGUACGAAGGGGGCAGCUUGACAAAGAUCUUGAAGGACAUCGAACAGAGUCCCUUGGUGAUGCUCGACCGUUGGCACCUUGAGGUCCUCCCCAGAGAGGAGGUGGGGAAUGGAGACCAAGUCCCAUACAGCAUCAUGAACAACUACUUCUCCAUUGGCGUGGAUGCUUCCAUUGCUCACAGAUUCCACAUAAUGAGAGAGAAACACCCUGAAAAAUUCAACAGCAGGAUGAAGAACAAGCUGUGGUACUUUGAGUUCGGCACCUCAGAGACUUUUGCGGCCACCUGCAAGAAACUCCAUGACCACAUAGAGUUGGAGUGCGAUGGGGUUGCAGUGGACCUGAGCAACGUCUUCCUCGAAGGAAUUGCUAUUCUCAACAUCCCCAGCAUGUACGGAGGCACCAAUCUCUGGGGAGAAACAAAGAAGAACCGGGCUGUGAUCCGGGAAUGCAGAAAGGGUAUCACCGACCCUAAGGAACUGAAAAUGUGUGUCCAAGACCUGAGUGACCAGCUGCUGGAAGUGGUGGGGCUGGAGGGAGCCAUGGAGAUGGGACAGAUCUACACUGGCCUAAAGAGUGCAGGCAGGAGACUGGCACAGUGCUCCUCCGUCACCAUCAGGACUAACAAGCUGCUGCCGAUGCAAGUAGAUGGGGAGCCGUGGAUGCAGCCCUGUUGCACGAUUAAAAUUACGCACAAGAACCAAGCACCCAUGAUGAUGGGGCCUCCCCAGAAGAGCAGCUUCUUUUCUCUGAGAAGGAAGAGUCGCUCCAAAGACUAAUCCGUAUGCCAGAUGCCAGCUAAUCCGGGAGGAAAAAAAAGUAACU